Messenger RNA from Paraglomus occultum, 1047 nucleotides. NCBI's taxonomy places the organism in Eukaryota, Fungi, Glomeromycota, Glomeromycetes, Paraglomerales, Paraglomeraceae. The record is from the annotation of a GenBank genome assembly.
AUGGUGGAUAUUACACCCGAGUUUCGUAAGAUAUUGAAUGAACUUGGACCACAGGAUGAGAAAACGCGUGAAGAUAUACUACCUCCAGUGAAGAAGAAUCCAAAAUUUGUUCAGAAUGAAUUUACCAGAGAAGCUUAUCAAAUAGCAUCACACAUAAGCAACUUGAGGACGUAUCUGCUUUCUGUUCGCCGAGCAUAUCUCAACCUAUCGCGUCACUCAAUAGGCUCGGUGAAGUCCACGAAUUCAGCAUCUACUUGGAAGAAUCAGACUGAUCAACCUUCGGUUAAUACUCUCACUGACAAAGAAAGAGACGAGAUUGAUUUACAUGCCAAAACCAUAAUUCAACAAUGUUUAGACCGAAUUAAACUAUUAGAAGAAUCCGAACACGCGCGUCAGAACACGCAUUUGAAUAAUCCGCUGUCUAUGCUGUUACCGACAGCCCUGCUCCCAGAAGAACACGAUCUAUUGGCAGCACAUCGAAGCAGCAUAAUAUGGCUUUUGAACAUGAAACUAACCGAAGUGUCGAAGAUACAGAAAGAUCAACAGAAAGCACGAAUCAUGAAGGAGCUAGCAAAGCGUGAAAGCGUUCUGUACAAGCCAGCAUCGAAAUCUGCUCCAUCGGCUUCCCCCUCUUUAAUCGAUGUUGACAGUGAAAAGGACGUUCGAAGUAAGACCAAUAACGUCGUUAUUGAUGGAAGGGAAGAUGACUUUGAAGAAAGUUUGUCGGCUGAACAAAAGAUGAUGUUGGAUAUGGAAAACGUGUCAAUCUUAAAAGAAUUAGAGACUACACUUGAUCAAGUGACCCAAGCAGAAAGAGCGUUAAUGGAAAUAUCGACGCUGCAAUCCGUCUUAUCUAACCAUUUGGCUGUACAAACGCAACAGACGGAUCGUUUGUAUGCCGAAGCUGUAGCUACGUCUGAGAGAGUGCGAGAGGGCAAUCAAAUGUUGACAAAAGCACGUCAACGAGCAUCCGACGCACGAAAAGGAAUUUUGAUAUUUUUGAUAUUAGCUAGCUUCGUCCUCUUGUUCUUGGAUUGGUUCGAUUGA